AUGUCUCGGGCACAGCUUGUCAGAUCUUCACUGGCAUGGAAUCUCACAACACUCACGAGGUUGUCCUCAAUAACGACAAAUAGGCGCUACGUGAGCAGCGCCUCUCCAGCCAAGAGGCACCUCCCAUUAGAAGGCAUCACCGUAGUAAGCCUCGAGCACGCCAUCGCAGCACCAUUCUGUACAAGACAGCUCGCAGACCUGGGCGCGAGGGUGAUCAAGAUAGAGCGGCCCGGAGUGGGUGACUUCGCGCGAGCCUACGACAAGCGGGUGAACGGGCAGGCCUCGCACUUCGUCUGGGCGAACCGCUCCAAGGAGAGCCUCGCUCUCGACUUGAAGCAGCCCAAAGACCUGGGUGUCCUCAGGGCGCUAAUUGACCGUGCGGACGUGCUGGUGCAGAACCUCGCCCCGGGCGCGAGCCGGCGGAUGGGGCUGUCGUACGAGGAGCUGAAGGAGAAGCACCCGGGGCUUAUCGUCUGUGAUAUCAGCGGGUAUGGGUCCGAUGGGCCGUAUCGGGACAAGAAGGCCUACGACCUGCUUGUGCAGUCUGAGGCGGGCCUGCUGUCCGUGACGGGGACAAAGGAUGAGCCUGCCAAGGUGGGGAUUUCUAUCGCUGACAUCUCGGCGGGGAUGUACGCGUUGACUAAUAUCCUCGGUGCGGUCAUUGAGAGGGAGAAGACUGGGAAGGGGAAGUGCAUCGACAUAUCAAUGCUGGAGAGCAUGACGGAGUGGAUGAGCUUCCCUCUGUACUACACGUACCAGGGCCAGCCACCGCCGAAGAGAGUCGGCGCCGCACACUCCACGAUCUACCCCUACGGGCCCUUCUCAACCGGCGACGGCGGAUCGGUCAUGCUGGGCCUGCAGAACGAGCGGGAAUGGGCCAAGCUCUGCAGCGACGUGCUGGAGGACGCGCAGCUGGCCUCAGACCCAAGGUUCAACUCCAACAUGCUCAGGGUCGAGAACCGCGAAGAACUGAGGGAGAUCAUCUACAAGGUCUUUUCGCGGCUGACGGCGCAGGAACUCCUCACGAGGCUAGAGGGCGCCGGCAUCGCGAACGCCAAGCUGAACGACAUGCAGGGCGUCUGGGAGCAUCCACAACUCAAGGCCCGCGGGCGGUGGACUGAGAUCGAGACCCCUGAGGGCCGAGUCCCGGCUCUGAUACCACCAGGGUUUGGGGCGGUCGAGGACGCGAGGAUGGAUGCUGUGCCUGCUUUGGGCGAGCACAAUGGGAAAAUAUUGGCUGAACUCGGCUUGGAUAAGCAGGCUUAG
Diaporthe amygdali is the source of this 1266-nucleotide messenger RNA. RefSeq lists its product as uncharacterized. NCBI's taxonomy places the organism in Eukaryota, Fungi, Ascomycota, Sordariomycetes, Diaporthales, Diaporthaceae. The transcript has a single exon. The coding region runs from base 1 to 1266 and encodes 421 amino acids. The record is from RefSeq and is a predicted model, not a curated record. Gene Ontology annotation, molecular function: catalytic activity.